Molecule: messenger RNA, 453 nt
Organism: Cyanidioschyzon merolae strain 10D
Lineage: Eukaryota; Rhodophyta; Bangiophyceae; Cyanidiales; Cyanidiaceae
Exons: 1
Coding region: 1-453 (150 amino acids)
Source: RefSeq, a predicted model, not a curated record
AUGCGAGCAUCGGUGUCCCCGAACUACUGGUCACCGCGCAAACGGCGGGACUAUGUGCAGUCGCUGAGCGCGAUGUCUUCUGAAGAACCUGAUCGUGAUAGUGAACUCGAUACUGAGGGCGUCUCCGACGACGGACGCAGUGACGCAACGGCACCGAUUUCUGGUGAAAGUCCAGCGUCGCUUCCCCCGACAGCACCACUGUUUCGGGGCCGCGUCUUGGCGCGCACAGACCUCCGGCAGGACGCGGAGUCUCCGGUACACACCGUCUGGGCGCUGCUGACGCACUGGGUGCUUCAACCGAUGUUGGUUGGUGCGUCGGCGGCCUUCGGCUUGAGCGUCGGCUACGCCGCUUUCGACUGCGUAUCACGACUUUCCCCUGGGAGCUGGUUCGGAAGGCCGGCUCGUCCGUUUUGGACACGCGCGGCAGUUUCCGGAUCUAAAAGCACCUCUUGA